Molecule: messenger RNA, 1104 nt
Organism: Miscanthus lutarioriparius
Lineage: Eukaryota; Viridiplantae; Streptophyta; Magnoliopsida; Poales; Poaceae
Source: the annotation of a GenBank genome assembly
AUGGCGUGCGAUGGCGGCGUGAAGGAGCAGGAGGGCCCCAGCGCGGCGUCUGCGGCCCCAAGUCCUGCGGCUGUGGCUAGGGCGAGGGCGAGGGCGGCGCGGCCUCCGAGGCCCAGGAGCCGCAAGGGGCUCGGCGUGCGGCACCCGCUGAAGCCCUACCGAAUCCUUGCAGCCCUCCAGAGGGCGAAUGCCAGGGUGAGGGAAGCGGGGGAGGCGACCCUCGUGGCAGCCCUCGCGGCGGCGCAAAAGGAGAGCGAGAGGGAGAACGAGGUGGUGCCCGAUGUAUCCGGCGGGUGGAAGAGUGAGGAUGGAAGUUUAAAUUGUGGAUACUCAAGCAUUAGAGGUAGAAGGGCAACCAUGGAAGACUUCUAUGACAUAAAAUCUUCUAGAAUUGAUGAUAAACAAAUAAACUUUUUUGGAGUAUUUGAUGGUCAUGGAGGUACCCGUGCUGCUGGGUAUUUGAAACAACACUUAUUUGAAAACCUUCUGAAACAUCCAGCGUUCAUUGGUGAUACUAAGUCUGCAAUGAGUGAGUCCUAUAAAAAAACUGACGCGGAUUUCUUGGAUGCUGAAGGCAAUAUUCAAGUUGGGUCGACUGCAUCAACAGCGGUUUUGAUUGGCAACCAUCUGUAUGUGGCAAAUGUUGGUGAUUCAAGGGCUGUAAUGUCAAAGGCAGGCAAAGCUAUUGCACUCUCUGAUGACCAUAAACCAAACAGAAGUGAUGAGCAGAAACGGAUUGAGGAUGCUGGAGGAGUUGUUGUUUGGUCUGGAACAUGGAGGGUAGGUGGUAUACUUGCAAUGUCUAGGGCAUUUGGCAAUCGUUUGUUGAAGCAGUUCGUUGUUGCAGACCCUGAGAUUCAGGAUCUAGAAAUAGAUGGUGAUGUGGAGUUUCUUAUUUUGGCUAGUGAUGGGCUCUGGGAUGUGGUGCCAAAUGAGCAUGCUGUUGCAUUUGUGAAGGACGAGGAUAGCCCUGAGGCUGCAGCCCGGAAGCUUACGGAGAUCGCCUUCAGGCGUGGGAGCAACGACAACAUUACAUGCAUUGUUGUAGAAUUUUGCCACGAUAAGAUGGUUGAUGGUUCUCUCACGUCAACCAAUCAGAGUUGA